AUGGGUAUAAACAGCCCCCUCCCGUCGUCUAUGGCGUCGGAAUGCAAAAAGUGCGGCAAGAUCUUGACAUCCUUUAUCAACCCUCGCCAGUCUUUCGGCCCCGACAAGGUCAUUCCUCCCUCCAUCCUCGAAAACGCAAAGGGCCUCGCCAUCAUCACUGUCCUGAAGGCCGGCUUCCUCGGCUCAGGCCGUUUCGGCAGUGGUCUUGUCGUCGCCCGACUUCCCGAUGGUGGUUGGAGCGCCCCGAGUGCUAUUGCGACCGCCGGUGCCGGCUUCGGUGGUCAGGUUGGAUUUGAAUUGACCGAUUUUGUCUUCAUUCUGAAUGAUGCGAGCGCCGUGAGGUCGUUCGCUCAGGCGGGCUCUCUGACACUGGGUGGCAAUGUUUCCCUGGCAGCUGGUCCUGUUGGUCGCAAUGCCGAGGCAGCCGGUACUGCUUCUCUCAAAGGUGUUGCUGGCAUCUUUGCUUAUUCCAAGACCAAAGGUCUUUUUGCUGGUGUCUCUCUCGAGGGGUCUGCCAUCAUUGAGCGUCGCGAUGCCAAUGAAAAGAUGUACGGCCAGCGCUUCACAGCACAGCAACUUCUCACCGGCUCUGUGCGACCACCUCCGCAAGCCGCCCCUCUUAUGAACAUUCUCAACUCGCGCGCUUUCAGCGGCAUGAGAGGAGGCGGUGGCGACGAUGCCAUGUACAACGACACCCCUGUAUACGACGAACGACACGACGAUGUUGUUUGGAACGGCCGCCGAGGAUCUGCGAUGGGCGAGGGUGUGCAGCGCGAUCACACAGGCGCACAAGACGAUAGCUUCGGAAGACCAAACCGAUCAAGUACAUGGCAGGACGAUGUAUACGACAGACAAGGCGGUUUUGGCGGACCUACACGUUCCAACACAUUUGCUUCUGGUGGCCCAGCGAAUAACGACUAUGUCUACCGAGACAGCCCUUCAGGCGGCUACGGUUCAGGAGGCCUGGGCGCAGAGAAAAAGACUGGUCCUGGAAGGCCUGCGGCUCCCAAGCCCAACUUUGGUGCGAAACAAGCGCUUCUCAGAAAGAAUGAGGCAGUCGCUGUGUUCAACUUUGACGCCGAUCAAGCUGGUGAUCUAGGCUUCAAAAAGGGCGAGGUCAUCACUGUCCUGAAGAAAACCGAAAGUGAUAAUGAUUGGUGGACCGGUCAGAUUGGCACGAGAACAGGUAUCUUCCCCAGCAACUACGUCAAGAUGAAGGAGUAA
This is a messenger RNA of Fusarium sp. VM40, 1224 nucleotides long. NCBI's taxonomy places the organism in Eukaryota, Fungi, Ascomycota, Sordariomycetes, Hypocreales, Nectriaceae. The record is from the annotation of a GenBank genome assembly.